GAAAAAAAAUAAUUUGGAUAUUUCUAAAAUAAUAAUCAGAAAAAAAUUUACUAAUAUUAUGAUGACGACAGUGAUUAUUCAACGAUUAUCACGAAAUAUUGAGUUGAAUCAAUCGGAUACAAUCAAUAUUACUACUUAUAAUCAAUUAGUCUGUGAACAGUUACAUGAAGAAUUUAUUCAAUUACAAAAUAAAUCAUUAUUAUAUUGUCCACCAUAUCAUGAUGGUGCAACAUGUUGGCCACCGAUAUUAGCAGGAACCACAGUUCAAAUGCCAUGUCCAUCAAGUUAUGAAGGUCAAAUGUACAAUUCAAAUGAAAAUGCAAGUAAAGAAUGUUUAGAGCAUGGAAAUUGGUCUUCCAAAUCCAACUACAUAUCAUGUCUUCUAACAAAGGAUUCAUCAAAUUUGGAUUUAACUAUGGUAUUACGUUGUAUCUUUCUAACUGGAUAUUCACUAUCUUGUACGUGUUUAUGUUUGGCUUUGAUAAUUUUCUAUAUUUUCAAAUCAUUAAAAUGUAUGCGUAAUACAAUUCAUUCACAUUUAUUCAUUGCAUUAAUGAUUAAAGCAUUUGCAUGGUAUAUUUCAUAUAUCUUUGUGGAAUUCAUUGAUAUUAAACAAUUUAAUGAGAAUACAAAAUUAACAAUCAAUGUAAGUGUAGCAUGA
Schistosoma turkestanicum is the source of this 661-nucleotide messenger RNA. NCBI's taxonomy places the organism in Eukaryota, Metazoa, Platyhelminthes, Trematoda, Strigeidida, Schistosomatidae. The record is from the annotation of a GenBank genome assembly.